AUGGCGAACAGAUUAUCCUCCAGAUACGACCAGCAACGAUGGCUUUCGGAAACGAAAUCAACAACUCCCUCUCCACCUACUUCUCCCUCUCUUUCGUCGACGGUGCCUUCGACCCCGGGCUUCACGACACCUAGCUCCGAUAGCUCCUCCCCUCGCGCCCGUAAGCGUGAGUCUGCCAAAGGCAAAUUCAACCUUUACGGCGAUGAUUGGGAAGAUACCGUCGAUUUCGCGAUCCAAUCCUUCGAUCAGCUUCCACACAGACUUUUCGGUGCCAACCAGCAUAUGAUAAUCAAUUACGAAUUGAAAGAAGCACUACGUCUCAUGCUGCGGCAAUUCAAUGCCCCGAUAGUCUACUGUUUCGCAUAUGGGUCGGGAGUCUUCCCUCAAGAGGACGCAAGCAAGCCCAUUACCGAGGCCGAAUUCCGAGCCGUCCACCCAAAGCCUCCCGAUGCGCUUGUCAAGUCCCAGAAGGGCUCCCCCAAGAUGAUUGACUUCAUUUUUGGUGUAUCCCAUGUCCAACACUGGCACUCAGUGAAUAUGAAGCAACAUCGCGACCACUACUCGGGAAUUGCCUCCUUGGGCUCCGGUUUCGUCUCGAGAGUUCAGAACUGGGGUGCCGGCGUGUACUUCCACCCUUACAUUGAGAUGAACGGGAUGUUGAUCAAAUACGGCGUCACAAGCAUUGACAACCUCGUAACCGAUCUAUCCACCUGGGACAGCCUCUACCUUGCUGGUCGCCUUCAGAAGCCGGUCAAGAUUUUGCGCGACCACCCCCAGGUCCGAGUCGCAAACCAGCGCAAUCUCAUUGCGGCCCUUCGCACAGCGCUCUUGCUACUGCCCCCGAAUUUCACCGAGGAGGAGCUUUACACUGCCAUCUCCGGUAUGAGCUACCUGGGCGACCCUCGCAUGUCGCUCCCGACGGAGAACAAAAGCAAGGUCGACAACAUCGUGAAGAACAACAUGGUCCACUUCCGUCGUCUGUAUGCGCCGCUCAUCAAAACGCUCCCCAACGUCACCUUCACCGAGAACGUCCGCCUCGACGACGAGGACUGGGUGCUCAACCCCCUCGCCAACACCAAGCUUGAGCAGGACAUGGACCCAGUCAAGCGCGGGAACAUGGUCCGUCGCCUGCCCUCAAAGUUCAGAUCACGACUCUACUUCCGCUACCAGAAGAACCUCUCCAUCCCCAAGGAGGAAUUCUCGAGGAUGAUGAAGGAGGCUUCCGACGAGGAAGGCGCCUCCGUCCAGCGACACAUCGGAGGAGAGUUCGAGCGGCGAAUCGCCACCGACGACCCCAAGCAGCUAAGGCAGGUCGUGCGCCGCGUGAUCAGGCAGACGGUCAAUUGGCCCAGCACCGUAACGAGCCUCAAGGGCUUAGCGACCGGCGGCUGGGGCAGGACGCUGCGGUAUCUCCGUGAGAAGUUUGAGAAGUGGUCCAAGGGCAGGGCACAGGAGAAGGCAAAGAAAUCUGCUGCUUCUGAGAGCGAGAAGGAGAAGUCGGGAUGA
Messenger RNA from Clonostachys rhizophaga, 1506 nucleotides. NCBI's taxonomy places the organism in Eukaryota, Fungi, Ascomycota, Sordariomycetes, Hypocreales, Bionectriaceae. The record is from the annotation of a GenBank genome assembly.